UGUUCUAACAGGCUCAUCAAUGAAAACCACAAUGGCAAUAAUAGCUCCAACAUGGUUCCUUCUUCUAGGGAUGGCUUGUUUCUUUGUUACUCACGCUUAUGAGGGGAACUUGCCUCCUAGGAAUAUUUAUGAUGGCACUCACCAUGAAGCAACACUUGCACUGAAGACAUUCAAGGCCUCCCUCACCAAGCAUAUCUCCAUUGCUUCAGCCUCUCCUAGCCCUCCUCUCCAAUUUCAGGAGCUCAAGAAAGUGAAGAAACAGAAACGACACGUGUACCGUGUGGCAUCUUAUGGUGCUGAUCCAACUGGCAAUAAAGACAGCACUAUAGCUCUUCUUGCAGCCAUAGCUCAUGCAACCAAAGGACCAAGUCAAGGGUUCUUGCUAGACGGCAUCCGUGACCUUGGAGGUGCCCUGAUUGAUCUUGAGGGUGGAAAAUACUUAAUCAGCCAACCUCUGCGGUUGCCGGCCGGGGUUGGAAACCUCAUGAUACAUGGGGGAACUCUAAGAGCCUCAAGUGAUUUUCCACCAAAUGGGCAUCUCAUUGAUUUGUCAAACCCUACAAGCUCUACUUCAGCAUCCUACAAUUAUGAGUUCAUUACUUUCAAGGACCUCUUGUUAGACUCCAACUUCAGGGGAGGAGGCAUUUCAGUCAACAACUCACUCAGAAUUAACAUAGACAAUUGUUACUUUACACACUUCACCACCACUGGAAUUCUAUCCAAAGGUGGCCAUGAAACCUACGUCAGAAACUCCUUCCUUGGCCAGCACAUCACCGCCGGCGGAGACAAAAAGGAAAGGAACUUCUCAGGCACUGCAAUAAGCCUCGAGGGAAACGAUAAUGCAGUUACAGAUGUUGUGAUUUUCUCUGCUGCCAUUGGUAUCAUGGUUACAGGUCAGGCCAACGCUUUUUCUGGUGUACAUUGCUACAAUAAGGCCACUUUCUUUGGAGGUACAGGGAUUUAUUUGAAGCUAGGCGGUUUGACACAAACCAGGAUUGUGAAUUCUUACAUGGAUUACACCAGCAUUGUUGCUGAAGACCCGGUUCAACUCCAUAUCUCUAGCAGUUUCUUCCUUGGCGAUGCCAAUAUUGUCCUAAAAUCAGACAAAGGGGUUGUAAAUGGUGUCAAUGUUGUUGAUAACAUGUUCUCUGGCUCAGGUAAUGGUGUUCAAAUUGUGAAGCUGGAUCAAUCAAAUGGUCCCUUUAAACAAGUUGAGCAAGUUUUUGUUGCUAGAAAUGUUGUGAAGGGUAUGAACUUAAAGGCUACAACUGCAACUAUGUCUGUGAAUGGGAAUGGAAACUUAUGGAUUGCUGAUUUUAACAAAAUUUUGCUUUUCCCUAACCUUAUCAAACAUGUUCAGUACUCAUUAAGCGCCACAGGCAGCACCUUCCCAAAUCAUGCUAUCAGAAAUGUGUCUGAAAAUCGUGUUGUGAUUGAAACAGACAAGACAGUAACUGCAAAAGUCUUUGUCACAGUGGAUCAAAGUAUGACAAGUUGAAAAAUGUUUGAA
Messenger RNA from Lotus japonicus, 1510 nucleotides. Its product is annotated as polygalacturonase QRT3-like. Gene Ontology annotation, molecular function: polygalacturonase activity. Bases 20 to 1498 code for a protein of 492 amino acids. The record is from RefSeq and is a predicted model, not a curated record. The transcript has 3 exons. NCBI's taxonomy places the organism in Eukaryota, Viridiplantae, Streptophyta, Magnoliopsida, Fabales, Fabaceae.